AUGAAGCUACUUUUCUUUCUCUGCUUGCUCGGCAUCGCCGCUCUCGCCGAAGCUGGAGCCUGCAACAGCGGGAUCAAUGCAAUCGCCGUUCCUCUGCUGAAGGGAUAUCCCCCUGCGCAGUCCUUCUGUAGCGCAAAAUACCCUCAGCCAGUCACACUCGUCCUCGACGACCACGACGACAACAAGACCUCCAUCAACGACGCCCACCACUUCAAGAAGUGCGACGACGACUCAGGACGCCAAGGCAUCGCAAUGGUCUGUCUUGGUGUCCGAGGCUGGAGCAGCUUUGUCGACCUUCUGCUCCUGUAUCGAAACUCCCAGCACCAAGACUGUUACUCCCACGACGACGACGACGACGACAACCACCACUACUACUACCACUACCACCACGACAACGACCACUACAACGACCACGACAACGACCACGACAAGCACGAUCCCGACAACGACGACUUCAACGCUUACCUGCGUCCCACAAGGGGGCGUCUGUAA
Messenger RNA from Fonsecaea nubica, 492 nucleotides. RefSeq lists its product as hypothetical. NCBI's taxonomy places the organism in Eukaryota, Fungi, Ascomycota, Eurotiomycetes, Chaetothyriales, Herpotrichiellaceae. The coding region runs from base 1 to 492 and encodes 163 amino acids. The transcript is spliced from 3 exons. The record is from RefSeq and is a predicted model, not a curated record.